UUUAUGACAUUGACAGAUUGACGUUUGUAGUUUUUACGUUUGUUUAGGUUAUAUUUAUUUUCUAAAGUGGAAUUUAUCGGUCGGAGAUUAAAUUCUUUAAGAGUAUAAGGUCGUUUAUAUUCCAUAAAUAGAUUGUAAUUGGCAUUGAAAGACAAAAUGUUGAGGAAAAUUUUCUCAAGAACACUGAGUCCGGGGAGUUCAUUGGUGCGGUGUGUUAAUGUUAAUACUGUUGAUAUCAAUAGGCAAAUACACUGUGGAGUUUGUUUAAGAAUCCCUAGGUAUACAUCCAAACCAAACACCACCUCACCAGCUUUAGCCACCAAGUAUCAAGUAAUUACAGAUGAAAAUCCCGUAGUCAUUGAGAACACUGCAGAAGAAAUUCCAACUGAGGAGAGAUAUACCUUACUCAGUGAUGAGUUUGAUGGUAUUAACCUAGAGAGAGGUGCAAAUGGUGUUUUUGAAAUAGAAGACCUCGUAGAAUUACUACAAAGGGAAAACUGUAAGGAUAUAUUUGUAGCUGCCGUUCCAAAAGACAUCCGCUAUGUGGACUACAUCUGUACAGUCAGCGGAAGAAAUAAAAGACAUAUUUUAGGUAUAGCAGAAUUUGUUCGGAAAGUGUAUAAGAAAAAAUGUUUUAAAUCAGAUCAUAUACCUAGGAUAGAGGGUAAAGAAUCUGAUGAAUGGAUGGCAUUAGAUUUAGGUAACAUUGCAUUACAUGUGUUCACGGAAAAGGCUAGAAAGGCAUACGACUUGGAGACCCUAUGGUCAGUUGGACCAGAAUAUGAUGACAAGAUGAAUAAGAAUAGCGAAGUUGUGGACAUAUUCGAGAACUACAGCGAUUACUUGAAAGAUCUUAAACCAUUGGGAUCAUGAAACCUUAAUAAUAGUUAUUGUACAUAAACUGUAUUGCCUCACUAGUACUGAAUUAAAAAUCCUUUAAAAGUCUCAUAUAAAAUGUUUAUUUCUGCUUAAUUACAUUAAAGAUACAUAUAUGGAUUGUAUAAUUCAAUCACAAUUCACAAUCUAAAUAAUCAUGAAACAUUGAAUUCAAUAAUUUCAUAUCAAUUAAAUAAAAACAAUUAUCCACAUUAUUUCCAUUGCUAUAAGUAAAUUUAUUAUCCAUUUCAAUAAUUGUUGUAGGUUAUUAUAAUAUGUAUGUCUGUCUAUAAAGAUACUAAUAUAAUUUGAUAUACAAAAUAACAAUUUGGCAUAAAUUUAUAACUAGCUCAGAAUUUUAAAUGCAGUAAUAUGACAAUGUAAAAUUAUACAAAAGAACAGCGGUUGACUAAUACAUUCAUACCACAAUCACAAGAUCCUUAGUUCAGUCAAAAUGCAGUUGCACAUACUAGUACAUCUAAGUAGUAUACACUAAGUAGCAUAGUUUUGAAAGCAACCUAACAUUAGUGCUUUACGAGUUAAACCUAACUAUGUAUAAGGAUAAAAUAGUAUUGGAAGCCAAUCAGUAAUAGACUGUAACAUAUUUUGUGUAGCAAAUUAGCAUAUUAUAAUAAUUCAUAAAAAAAAUGUUUGGACCACCAACAA
This is a messenger RNA of Spodoptera frugiperda (fall armyworm), 1542 nucleotides long. RefSeq lists its product as uncharacterized. The transcript has 3 exons. Gene Ontology annotation, biological process: negative regulation of translation; negative regulation of ribosome biogenesis. Gene Ontology annotation, molecular function: ribosomal large subunit binding. Gene Ontology annotation, cellular component: mitochondrion. Lineage: Eukaryota; Metazoa; Arthropoda; Insecta; Lepidoptera; Noctuidae. Bases 157 to 873 code for a protein of 238 amino acids. The record is from RefSeq and is a predicted model, not a curated record.